Messenger RNA from Styela clava, 2467 nucleotides. NCBI's taxonomy places the organism in Eukaryota, Metazoa, Chordata, Ascidiacea, Stolidobranchia, Styelidae. The record is from RefSeq and is a predicted model, not a curated record.
AUGCAUGAUAGUUGGACUUACUUGCAAAAGCAAAUUGAAAAACAGAACAUUCCUGUGCCUUCUGAUGGUGAAUUAGACCUAGGGACAUCGGAUGAACUUUUACCAGAUGAAGAUUUGAGCGAGAUAAAUCCUUUUACGGAAUUAAUGAAUUGCGACAUUUCGUCUGCCAUUGAAAUAGCAAGUAAUGCAGAAAUUUUGGGUUCCAACAAUUUUUACUGCCCGGAAAUAUUGUCCAAAUUUAAAACGUUCUAUGUCCCGAAGAUAUGUCUCUGGGGAAGUUUGAUGGUAGGUGAUUUGGGAAGAUAUGGUAAUUCAAUUGGCUAUUUGAAAUAUUCGACUUUUUAUGCAAAAGUCUCAGCUUCUGAGAAACAAAACAUAUCGCGAGAUAAUCGCACUCAGGGAAUCAUGGAAAAAAGUCAGCAGGAACUAAAGCGAACUCGUUUAAACAACAGACGAUUUAAACGUCUUGACGAGAUUGCUAUAGUUUAUGAUGAACUCCAUGACUCUCUGAUUAGGGAAUAUGAAGAUAAUUUGAUUGUUUGUCCAAAAAAAAGGAAAGUUGAAAACAAUGACCAAAUUGACCAAGAAAUUGAGAAAUGGAGUAAACGAUCCCGAAUUCAGGGUAAAGACAAAUGUAAAGGAGUGUAUCUUCAGCCCCCCAUUAGACCUCUAAAGAUGUUUCGCCCUCAAGAACUUUCUAAUAACGAUAGCCCAAUUCUAAUAAAAGCUGACGAAGCGUCUACUACACAAUCUAUGAUGUUGCGGAGAAUUGCUUUACCGUUAAUUCGAAGAAUUCUACACCAAGGCGAUAUUCUGAACGCUACAGAAAAAAAUUACUUGGAUUCUACUAUUGAACAACUGAAGAUAACAUGUGACGAAUGUGCUGCAGCAGUUUCCCUUUUACAUGCUCUUGACUCCAACACUGGAAAAGAUUUAAUAUCAGUUGUAGCUGUUGAAGUUUGCAUUCUGGUCAAAAUUGAAGACAGGCGAGUCUGUGAGAUGGCUGUAAAAGAGUUUGAACCCGCAAUGCUUUACGUUGUAUUCAAUUUGAAGGCAAAAGAGGUAUGCUACUGGUUGCAGUCAGAUAUUUGUCCAAAGCCAGAUGGAUUUCUACCUGAAUGGAAAAUCAAUGCAACAUUGGGACCGAAACCACCAGUUGUACCAAAAAAACGACCAAAUCCUGGAUCACCAACAUCAAAAGUGUUAUUUUUCACUGAUAUGCACAUGGACGUACAGUAUAAAGCAGGCUCGAAUGCUGAAUGUGGCGAACCACUGUGCUGUCGGAACACCGAUGUCUUACAAAAUAAUUCGAAAGCGGCUGGAAAAUGGGGCGAUUACAGAAAUUGCGACAUGCCGCCUUGGACUGUAGAAGGAAUGAUGAAAAACCUCUCACAAUAUCAGUUUGAUUUUAUACUUUUCACUGGUGACAUUCCAGCUCACGAUGUUUGGAAUCAAUCUCAGAGUGAUCAAAUUGACAAAAACAACAGAUUUACUCAACUAAUACUAAAAUAUUUUCCGGGUACACCCGUUUACGCAGCGCUCGGGAAUCAUGCACCGUCACCUGUAAAUUUGUAUCCACCCCCACAGCUUUCCCACUUGGAAGGAGGGGACAUAUCGUGGUUAUACGAAGCGGUGGCUAAUAACUGGAAAAACUGGCUUCCGGAAGAAGCACUAAACACAGUGAAAAAGGGUGGGUUCUACACGACAACAAUUCGCAAAGGACUACGAGUUGUGUCAUUGAACAACAAUUAUUGUAGUGAUGAUGACUGGUGGUUACUGGUUGGAAAUAAUUCAGUCGAUCCACUCGGACAACUCAACUGGUUUGCAGGAAUUAUGGCAACGGCUGAGAACUCUGGCGAAAUGGUGAUAAUUUUAUCUCACAGACCAACCGAUGGCUGUCUGCAUUCAUGGAGUCAAAAUUAUUAUGAUAUAAUAAAUCGAUACGAAAAUAUAAUCGUCGCUCAGUUUUUUGGCCAUGCCCAUACGGACGAAUUGAAACUAUUUUAUGACACCCAGAACACUAGUCGAGUGAGUAGUGUCGGAUUUAUUGGGCCAGGUUACACGACUUAUUCAUACCUCAAUGCUGGGUAUCGAAUAUAUACUUUUGAUGGAGACUAUGAGAAUACUACGCAUUCAAUCAUCGAUGCCGCCUCUUUUUAUCUUGAUAUAACAGAGGCAAAUACUAAAGACCUGCCAGUUUGGAGACACGAAUACGCAUUUCUAAAUGAUUAUGGAAUGAAGUCACUUUUCCCCGAGGAUUUUGAAGAUUUAAUCAUGAGAUUCGAAAACGAUCUCGACUUUUUUCAAAAGUACUAUCACCACAUAACAAAAGACAAAGAUAUGGGAUAUUGUUCCUCAAGUUGUCGAGAUGACAAAAUCAGAGGGAUCAAAAGAGUAUUGCCGGCUAAGUGGCCCUGAUAGCCUUAUUCAAAUUUAUGUUAGUGAUGUACAAAUUAAAUAUUUUAAU